GGGCUGGGAACCCGCUGCCGGGGCCACACACACACACCAGAGCAGCCUGCCCAGGCACAGCAGGUCCUGAAGGAGAAGGAAAGAUAGAAGUGUGGCCCCAGGCAGCAGCACUCCUGAGCCUCUCCCUGGAAGGCUGCAGGGCCACACUGGCUGUCAAACUCCUGCAUUGAGAGAAGUGGCUGAAAUGGCACCAAGAAGGUGACAGAGGUGCAGCUCCAGGGAUGAACCAUCGACCGCUUCGGCACAGGACGAUGCAUUUCUCGGUGUGGAUCCCCUCCCCGUCCAUCCUGCAAGCGGCUGGAGUGAGGUCUGGUACCUUCUGACAAAGAGAGCAAAGCACACCAGCAGGACUUUCAUUAACUGCCUCACCCCAUAAGGAAGCUCCUCCCUGGCACGGGCAGGGUGACGUGCUAACCAAAGGCUCACGCAGGGAUGCCGGGGCUGAGGGGGUUUGUUUAAGGAGCGAGAAGCUGAGGACACGAGUGAGGACGAUGUCGCCAUGCUGGGGCUGAGCACGGGUCUGGAGCACAACCAUGACCAACGGCUCCAACUGCACCGAAGCAGACCUCAAACCUUACUAUGCCAUUACAUACACCUUCAUCCUGAUCCCUGGACUAAUAGGAAACACUUUGGCUUUGUGGGUCUUUUAUGGGUACAUGAAAGAGACCAAAAGGGCCGUGAUAUUUAUGAUCAAUUUGGCCAUUGCCGACCUCUCCCAGGUUCUAUCCUUGCCCCUGAGGAUUUUCUACUACUUGACGGGGACGUGGGAAUUUGGAGGAGGCCUCUGCAUGCUCUGCUUCUACCUGAAGUACGUCAACAUGUACGCCAGCAUCUACUUCUUGGUUUGCAUCAGCGUCAGGAGGUACCUGUUUCUCAUGCACCCCUUCAAAUUCAGCGACUGCAAACGCAUCUGCGACAUCUACAUCAGCAUCGUGGGGUGGGUGGUGGUCUGUGUUGGCUGUUUGCCUUUCCCCCUUCUCAGGCUCCACCAGGAUGCUAAAAACACUUGUUUUGUGGAUCUCCCUGUGAAGGACGUUGACCUUCCCAUCUCCAUCGCGAUGGUGACCGUAGGGGAGUUGGUGGGGUUCGUAACGCCCCUCCUCAUCAUCCUGUACUGCUCCUGGAAGACCAUCUUAUCACUGAAAGAAAAAAACUCUGCUUCACACGACCUUGGGGAGAAAAAAAAGGCUUUAAAGAUGAUCCUCACCUGUGCUCUGGUAUUUCUGAUCUGCUUUGCACCUUACCACAUCAGCUUUCCCCUCGAUUUCUUCGUCAAAACCAAGAAGAUUAAGAAUGGCUGCGUGCAGAAGGUGAUCUCGGUGUUCCACGUGGUGGCUCUGUGCCUCGCCAGCCUCAACUCCUGCGUGGACCCCGUCAUCUACUACUUUACUACUGAUGAAUUCAGGAGACGCCUUUCCAGGCAGGAUCUGCAGGACAGCAUCCAGCUCCACAACCUCAGCUAUGUGAGGAAGCACUCCAGAGAUGUGCUCAGGGAGGGUGCCAUGGACUACUAGCUCUGGCCUUCCCCAAACCGUUGCCAGGACUGCAAACUUUCACUGUAUUCUAGAGUUUGGCCUAGGUUUGGUUUUUUCCCCAGGACACCGAGAGAAAUGAGUCAGAUAAGCUUCUGCUGGUUGCAGUGAGAGCUGGAGAUAAAAAUAUCCCCCCCAAAAACCCAAACCUGACUGGAAAUAUGUUGACCUAAUACUUGGGUUGCAAAUUUUCUCUGAAUACAACUAACACUUUGUACAGUCACCACAGGGCCUGUUCCUAAGCUGGGCAGCCAGGAGCAGGGAGCUUUGGCAGCAGCAGGAGGACACAGAGCUGUGGCCAGAGGUGAUGCUGUGCCUUUUUGGCAUCCCAUUACCUGGUCAGAUCCUGGUCACACAGCUCAGCUUCAGCAACAGCCAGCAAAGUCUGGUUGGGGGGGGGGGGUCUUGCAGAAAGAAUUUGGUCCUAAAAAUUAGCAGGUGGCACAGAGUUAUGUAUUGCUGAAGCAAAAGCCAGUUCAGCAGUGAGCAGUUUCUGGGGAGAGGGACACAAACCCCAUUGACCACAGAGGGUGGAGCUUAAGGACUUUCCAUUCAAGUAAUUAAUCAAGCGCCCAUUUUGGGGCUUAGCAAAUGACACAUCCUCAAAUGACAAAGUCGUUGAGGCACCCAGGCACUAUUUUCCUGCCAUCAGUUCCCAUUUCUGGCUCCAAAGCCACGUGGCUGGAGGCCAUAUAGCUGCCUUGGAUAAGCUUUAACCUGGGGCUGUGCCUUGGAGGGUGUUUGUUCAGGCCAGACAUCCCUCAAGCCUUCCAGGUCCUCUUUUAACCAAAGAUAGGGCAAAUUAUUUCCCUUUGAUAACUGCCCCUGUGCCAUCACUUCCACUCCUGGUUGACAGCAGCAUGAUUCAAACACAGCCAGAGGAACCAAACCUUUGUGAAGUCACAGGAACUCACUGCAAGCAGAGCCCAAAGGUGCCACCUGACAGGCUCCAGGAGCCUUUUAAAAGAAGGCUCAAAUGUGGAUGCCUCUUUCACAAUCAUUCCUUUCCAAACAAGCAGCAGAAGCUUUGGGCUUGACUGGUACUUGGUUUGCACCUUCCUGUAAAGUUGAUUUGCCUGGGAACAUUUGAAAUGUGACAUUUUGUGAUGUAAAAAAUACUGUGAGGGUAGAUGAGGUUUUAUUUAAUGCAAAGGUUGUUUUAUAGAUUUAAUUUAUAAAUAUAUAUAUAUAGUAAAUGAACUUUGUGAAUCCCACACCACAGGAAGACUUUUUGCCUUUUUAAACAUCCUCCUGUGUGAUAAACCCAACCUAUGUGAUAAACAGCCACCCUUGGCCAGCGUGGCUGUACCUGAGCAAGUUCACAGACACCACCACACUCUGUCAGCUGCUCACACAGCAGGGGCAAACAGAUUUCUUUUUCUGUUCAUUUCCUGUUGUAUAUGAUUA
Molecule: messenger RNA, 2939 nt
Organism: Colius striatus (speckled mousebird)
Lineage: Eukaryota; Metazoa; Chordata; Aves; Coliiformes; Coliidae
Gene: GPR174
Product: G protein-coupled receptor 174
Exons: 3
Coding region: 534-1514 (326 amino acids)
Biological process (GO): phospholipase C-activating G protein-coupled receptor signaling pathway; positive regulation of Rho protein signal transduction
Cellular component (GO): membrane
Molecular function (GO): G protein-coupled receptor activity
Source: RefSeq, a predicted model, not a curated record